This is a messenger RNA of Aspergillus pseudonomiae, 528 nucleotides long. RefSeq lists its product as uncharacterized. The transcript has a single exon. Lineage: Eukaryota; Fungi; Ascomycota; Eurotiomycetes; Eurotiales; Aspergillaceae. The record is from RefSeq and is a predicted model, not a curated record. Bases 1 to 528 code for a protein of 175 amino acids.
AUGUCCGUGCCAAUAUACCCUGAAAGUAUGUCUGAUGCCGUAUACUGGUGGGUCGAGAUCGAUGUUUCAGGAGUCAACAGCAGCUUUGAGUACGACUUCGAUCCUAUAACGGAUGAUGAUGACCAUAAUAAAAAGACGAGAUUCGCUGCCAUGACCAAACAACAUCUUCAGAAUGAUAGAAUCAAUGUCAAGAUCUCAGAUACGGAUAAUAGAACUAUAAAAAUAUGCUACUGCAUUUGUAUAGGUCCGUUCACGAAAGGUACGAAGCCUACCGUUGAAAAGGGGCGAGAUAUGAUGCUGGCACAUCUGGAAAAAGAGCUUCAGGCACCAUCAGAGGCUCUAGACGCGCUUGAAGCAUACUGGCGCGAGAUGAAAGCAAGGCGAGAGCGGCUUGAGGAAGAACUUUCUGACCAACAACGACGCUCGUUUCGCGAAGCUACCCCUGUACCCCCUGGAGCACCUCGACUUGGGUAUUAUAAUGAUGAUGAUAUCCCGGAGGAGAGAGUGGAGCCGGGUCAAUGGUGGUGA